Messenger RNA from Phycomyces blakesleeanus NRRL 1555(-), 321 nucleotides. RefSeq lists its product as hypothetical. Bases 1 to 321 code for a protein of 106 amino acids. Lineage: Eukaryota; Fungi; Mucoromycota; Mucoromycetes; Mucorales; Phycomycetaceae. Gene Ontology annotation, molecular function: protein binding. The transcript is spliced from 2 exons. The record is from RefSeq and is a predicted model, not a curated record.
AUGACAGCCUCAGAACUACCAUCCGAAAUUCUAUCACAAAUUGCGGAGCAUCUAUUGACAAAAGACAUACUUGCUGGUCCUAUUACUUGCAAGACAUGGAGAUACAUAUUUCAAUAUUAUCUUUGGAGAGAUAUACAGAUCGAUUCCACCGAUACACUCGAGCACAUAUACAACAUGAUUAAACCCUACAAUAAUACAUCCAUACCACACGGCUCUAUGGUACACAGUAUACAAAUAGAGCAACAGUAUGAUUUAUUUCAAUGUCUUCCAAACUUGGUGCAUAUCGAUCUUGGACAUAAAAAUCUUAACAUUAUCAAUUGA